Molecule: messenger RNA, 1174 nt
Organism: Musa acuminata AAA Group (dessert banana)
Lineage: Eukaryota; Viridiplantae; Streptophyta; Magnoliopsida; Zingiberales; Musaceae
Product: NDR1/HIN1-like protein 13
Exons: 2
Coding region: 271-1080 (269 amino acids)
Cellular component (GO): plasma membrane
Source: RefSeq, a predicted model, not a curated record
ACGACGCCUCCCUUCAUCCUCUGGUCGAAGUGCACACUGUUGUCAGAUACGACCGUUUCCCCUUCUUCGCUUCUCUCUCUCUCUCUCUCUCCCCUCUCUUCUUCACUCCCCCGUUCGCUUUAAGAGAACACCCAUUCCCCUCGCACCCGUCUCCGCCAUCUUUUACUUGGUUUCUCUCCUUGAGCUGGUCCAAUUCUUCUUUCCUGUCUAAUACAAGCAGAGAAAGGAGGAGGAAGAUUUGCUUGAUCCACCGCCCGCCAGGAUCAGACGAUGAUGUCCGACCGCGUCCACCCGGUCCAGCCGGAGCCUGUCACCGGAGCGACGCCGGAAACCCCCCGCUCGUCUGUACCCCGUUCCGGAAACGUCAAUCCCAAGCCCGGGCCGCAGCCGGGGAGCUACGUGAUCCAGGUGCCCAAAGACCUUGUCCUUCGCACGCCUCCAGAGGGCAACGCGAGGCGCGCCAAGGCCUACGCCCGCCGCGCCGCCCGGCGCCGCCGUAACUGCUGCUGCGUCCUCCUCGCCUGGCUUGCCGCCCUCCUCGUCCUCCUUGCCGCCGCCGCCGGUGUCCUCUACCUCGUGUUCCGCCCCCGCGCCCCCGACUACUCCAUCGACUCCCUCUCCAUCGCCCCCAUCAACCUCUCUGCCGCCGCCGUCUCGCCCCAGUUCAACGCCACCGUCCGCGCUGACAACCCCAACAAGAAGGUAGGCAUCUACUACCGCCACGGCAGCGACAUCAAAGUGACCUACGACGGCGUCACGCUCUGCGCCGGCGCGUGGCCAGCGUUCUACCACGCGCCACGGAAUGAGACGGUGUUCGUGGCGGUGCUGAGGGGGUCGGAUAUCCGGCUGUCAUCGGCCAACCAGCAGUCAUUACUGGCGGCGGAGGCGCAGGGGCGGCAGAUACCGCUAAGGAUCGACGCCAAGGUGCCGGUUAGGGUCAAGUUCGGGGCGGUCACGAGUUGGACGAUCACCGUGAAGGUGAAGUGCGACAUCGCAGUGGACAAGUUGACGGAGAACGCCAAGAUCGUGUCCAAGAAUUGCCAUGUGAAGGUGAAGGUCUUUAAGUUCCUUGGACUAUGAGAGAUGAGAGACUUCUUCUUCUUCUUCUUCCUAUUAUAUGUACAUGAACUUACGUGACGACACAGAGAUACUUAUCGUAUGUGAUCUUUUUUGA